Schistosoma mattheei is the source of this 1245-nucleotide messenger RNA. NCBI's taxonomy places the organism in Eukaryota, Metazoa, Platyhelminthes, Trematoda, Strigeidida, Schistosomatidae. The record is from the annotation of a GenBank genome assembly.
AUGCCUGAAGAUGUCAUCAUUAACUGCUCAAAAGACUCAAAAGUUCCUGCUCCUCCAAAAGGUCAUAAGUGGAAAGAAGUAAGACAUGACAACAGUGUUACUUGGCUGGCAUGCUGGACUGAAAAUAUCCAAAAUAGCUUCAAAUACAUAAUGCUGAAUCCAUCCUCUCGUCUUAAGGGUGAAAAAGAUUGGAAAAAGUACGAGACUGCUCGUUGCCUACACAAGGUAAUCGACAAAAUUAGAGCAGACUACCGAGCUGAUUUCAAACACAAAGAAAUGCGGAUACGCCAGCGGGCUGUUGCACUAUAUUUUAUCGAUAAGUUGGCUCUUCGUGCUGGGAAUGAAAAGGACGAGGAUGAAGCUGAUACUGUUGGUUGCUGUUCACUUCGCUACGAACACAUCAAACUCCAUGAAGAGUUGAACGGACAACCUUAUGUUGUUGAAUUCGAUUUUUUAGGUAAAGAUUCUAUUCGCUAUCAAAAUGCUGUAUCCGUUCCCAAACGCGUCUUCAAGAAUGUCAAACUAUUUCUGAAGAACAAAAAAGAAAAUGACGAUUUAUUUGAUCGACUUAAUACGAGUGUCCUGAAUCAGUAUUUACGAGAACUUAUGGAUGGUUUAACUGCCAAAGUAUUUCGUACGUACAAUGCAAGUCGAACUCUGGAAGAGCAGUUGGAACGGCUUACCAAUCCUGAUGAUCCUCCUCAUGCUAAACUUCUGGCAUAUAAUCGAGCAAAUCGAGCAGUUGCUGUUCUCUGUAACCAUCAGCGUUCAGUUCCGAAAUCUUUUGCAAAAUCAAUGGAGAAUUUACAGAAAAAAAUCGAUGCAAAACGUGAGCAAAUUUCGGAAAUAACUUCUGAAGCUAAACAAAUAAAAGCAGAUUACAAAAAUCACAAACAAGCAUCCAAGAAGGUCGCUUAUGAAAAGCUGAAGAAACGCUUAGCAUCUGCUAAAGAGGCUUUAUCAAAAUUGCAGCUUCAAGCAACUGAUCGAGAUGAAAAUAAAGAGAUCGCUCUCAGUACAAGUAAACUGAACUACCUCGAUCCUCGGAUUUCAGUUGCUUGGUGUAAAAAGUAUAACGUUCCUAUUGAGAAAAUUUUUAACAGAACUCAAAGAGAAAAAUUCCAAUGGGCAAUAGAUAUGGCUACAUGUGACUACAAGUUUUUAGACGUUGAUUCAGAUAGAAGUACAAACAAACUCAAAGCUGAGGAAAGUGAUGAUGAAGAUAUGAUUGACGACGAAGACUGA